Molecule: messenger RNA, 1727 nt
Organism: Orbicella faveolata
Lineage: Eukaryota; Metazoa; Cnidaria; Anthozoa; Scleractinia; Merulinidae
Product: thioredoxin-related transmembrane protein 1-like
Cellular component (GO): endomembrane system
Molecular function (GO): disulfide oxidoreductase activity
Source: RefSeq, a predicted model, not a curated record
AAUGACGUCAUAACAUCGUGUCCAACAUGGCGGGAAUUGUGAGUCUCCUGUUUGCAUUUUUCUUGUUAAUUUGUCCAUGGUGCUUGGCUAAAACGCCAGUAAUCCCUCCAAAUCAUCAACUUAGAAAUGAAAACUGGGAUCGCAUUUUGAAAGGAGAGUGGAUGGUGAAAUUCUUUGCUCCCUGGUGUCCUGCCUGUAAACAAGUAGGUCCAGUGUGGAACACACUCGCUCUUAAAGCUGAAGGACUUGGCAUAAAUGUUGGAGAAGUUGACACAACUGAGGAACCCGUACUUAGUGGAAGAUUCAUGGUCUUCUCUCUGCCAACUAUUUACCAUGUAAAAGAUGGAGAGUUUCGAAAAUAUGAAGGGCCAAGGUCACUGAGAGGAUUUAUGGAUUUCAUUAGCGGUCAGAAAUGGAGAGAAAUUGAACCAAUCCCAUGGUGGAAGUCUCCAAGCUCUCAUCUCAUGGGAGGUCUUGGGCUGAUAUUCAAGUUAUCGGUUUUGAUGAAGGACCUUCAUGAGCUACUGACGGUAACAUAUGGCCUUCCAGUGUGGGCUUCCUACACUAUAUUUGGAGUGUCAACAGUUUUAAUAGGAAUUCUACUUGGAGUGGGAAUAGUAUUUCUGUCAGACUGUAUAUUUGGAACCCCUUUCCAAUCCACCAAUGUCUCUGCUCGACCAAUAAAGAAAGAGUCUGAAGUUCAAAAAGGGUCUGGUGAAGAGGAUAAUGAUGAAAAUGAUGAAGAAGAAGCAGAGGAAAAGCAAGAAAAUAAAACAGACCAGAGUGGUGUCAGGAAGAGGGUGACUGCAGCAACUGACUAAUUAUAGUACCGCAAUUCCAAUUUGUUUUAAUUACAAUUUGAACACAGCAAGCCUAAUUUUUUCAGUGAAUUAAAUUGUCAGUGCUAAGCUGAUUCCACCACAGCAAGCAGCUUUUCACAAAUCCAGAACCUUUUGGGCAGCUGUUCUUGGCACUAUAAUUUGAGUAAUAUUGAUAAGUAACAUGCAGUUGAUGGUUUCUAAAGGUAACCAGUGGGCAAUCAAAGUUUGUGUUAGCUGCUGAAUGAUAAACAAUGUCAGAAAUCAUGCUCCUGAAAGCUCCAUUUUGUUUUCUAUGCACAGUCGUUUCGAAGUUUCUGGAUUACGUGGUUUUAAGACACUUAGUAGUAUUAAAGUAUUCAACAUCAAAGUAUCACAAGACCCAGGGAAGUCACUUUCACAGCACAAAGUAGGAGUUAGUAAAACAUUGCAUGCAUAAUUAUUAGUAGAGAAGGAAGAAGGAUCAAAAUCAGAGAGGAUAAACAACAACAGAAUUAAUUCCCCAUACAGGCCUUAUUCUCAACUGAAGGUUCAUGUAAUCCCUCAAGUUAUUUUUUGAUCACUCCCGAUUUCAGAAAUCCCAUGAAAGUCUAGAAAUAGCCGAAUACUGUUUCACAAAUUUUCCUCAUUUCGCAGCUCAAGCAGCCAUACAGGCUCUGUAUUAGUCCAUUUUCAUCCUUCACUGAUUAACAUUAUUUGCAAAAGAACUGGGCACUAUGUCUAAAAAUAACUUAAAAGGGUUAACCUUGUGAAUAAGGCCUGUAAGGGGAUUAUCUCUCUUACCCUUCAUGCUCUCUUGCCAAAUUAAAAUAGACUAACUUUUGAGUAAAACGCAUGAGCAAACCUCAAGUGCUUACGCUACAAAAAUUGAAUGUUGCACCCUGGUAAUAAUUUAAUACAAUUUACAAU